AUGGAUGAUGAUGAAAGCUUCUUGGACACCAUGGGUUUUGGUUACACACAAACACAACUAGAAAGUCCAAUUGGAGAGCAACCAACCCCAUCAACUCAGCAUCAAGCAACACCAAUAACAGAGAAAGCAAAAUCCAACAAAGGAAAAAAUUGGUCUAGUGAGGAGGACAAUAUUUUGAUAGCAGCAUGGGGAAAUACAAGGUUGGAUAGUGUCGGGACAGAUCAAAAUAGAGAUGCUUAUUGGGAUAGAAUUUCAGAGUACUACAACUCACACAAGAUGUCAUCAUGGUCGGAGCGUAAUGCUAAUGUAAUCAAUUGCCGUUACACAUUGAUUAACAAAGAGACCGCUAGAUUUUGUGGUUGCCUUCAGCAGAUUUUAAAUAGGGAAGAAAGCAGAAGGACUAUAGAAGAAAAGACAAACGAUGCACACAUUAUGUUCAAGGAAAUGGAUCUUAAAAAGAAGAAGCCUUUCACAUUGAUGCAUUGCUAUGUCGAGCUUUCGAAGUAUCCAAAGUGGCAGACAAAAGAACUUGAAACUUCUCGUAAGAAACAAAAGAAGACCGUUGGUGCAAGUCCGGGCACAUCCACCAAUGAUCUAGCUGAUGCAUCCUCGGUACACACUAAUGCUACCUCGAUACACAGGGAUGCUCUUGAACAUGAGCAAAGACCUGAUGGUGUGAAGAAGGACAAAUUGCGGAAAGGUAAAGCUGAUGACAGUGCUUGCAAGUUGUCAUUAGAAACUGUGUGGGCAGCAAAGCAAGAGAAGGAUGACAUCAAAGAGGCGGCAAAAAAUGCUCGCUAUGCACAUCAAUUUGAAUUGCGAAAAGAGGAGAUUGCACUGAAAAAGAAGGAGGAUGCACGAAACGAGAUGGAGGAUGCACGGAGACAGUUUGAAUUAGAUGAGAGGGUCAUGCUCAUAGACACUAGUGGUAUGACUGAUAUGCAAAAGCAGUUCUACCAAGCUAAGCAGAAUGAGAUCCUUGCUCGUCGCCUAGAGUAAGAACUAUUUGAUGCUUUAUCCUAGUUGUUGUAAGAACUAUUUGAUGCUUUAUCCUAGUUGUUGUAAGAA
Hordeum vulgare subsp. vulgare (domesticated barley) is the source of this 1068-nucleotide messenger RNA. RefSeq names its product glutathione S-transferase T3-like. The transcript is spliced from 2 exons. The record is from RefSeq and is a predicted model, not a curated record. Lineage: Eukaryota; Viridiplantae; Streptophyta; Magnoliopsida; Poales; Poaceae. The coding region runs from base 1 to 999 and encodes 332 amino acids.